This is a messenger RNA of Alternaria atra, 714 nucleotides long. RefSeq lists its product as uncharacterized. The transcript has a single exon. The record is from RefSeq and is a predicted model, not a curated record. NCBI's taxonomy places the organism in Eukaryota, Fungi, Ascomycota, Dothideomycetes, Pleosporales, Pleosporaceae. The coding region runs from base 1 to 714 and encodes 237 amino acids.
AUGUCGCACACACUCUUCACAAAAGCGCCCUCGCUGCGCAAUGUAGCCCAACGCUCAGUGCCGCGUCAAUUCCGCGCCUCCUACCACAGACAAUCAUCCCCAAAGAUGGCAUCCGGCGCAGCACCCAUCCGCACUCUCCUCCGCCAGACAACCCUUCGCGCAAGCGCAAUAGCAGCGCAACGAACAUCCUACCCAGCAACCCAACAGUUCUCAUACCAAACCUACACACAACAGCGCUCGCGAUCACCCUCCCCUCCCCCGCCAUACCAGGCACGCAACACCUCCAUCUUAGCCGCGCCAAACCAAUGGACGCGCUUCCCCACGCCCUACAACACCCUCUCCUCCGUCCGCACAUUUACCUCCACACCACGUGGUAAAUUCGCGUCGGCCACCUCUUCAGCUCCUUCCUCGCUAUCGCCAGAAACGCAACAAGCGGUCGACGAGGCCAUCGAGGAGAUACAAGAGUUGUACGGUACUGCCAAAGACGAAUUCGAAAUUGCGUCCGAGGAGAGUGAGAAGAACACUACGUAUGCGCCCGAUGAUCGGGCAGCGGCGAGAGAGGAGUUGGAUACGUUGCUCGAGUACUACAGGGGCGUUGUUGAAGGUGAGGAUCGGGCGGUUGCGGACGAGGUGAAGAGGAGGGUGGGGCAGAGGGUUAGGGAGUUAGAGCAUGCUGUUUUGGCUAUGGAGGAGGCUGCUAUGCAUGGAGAUUAG